Molecule: messenger RNA, 1802 nt
Organism: Coffea eugenioides
Lineage: Eukaryota; Viridiplantae; Streptophyta; Magnoliopsida; Gentianales; Rubiaceae
Exons: 4
Coding region: 600-1751 (383 amino acids)
Molecular function (GO): RNA binding
Source: RefSeq, a predicted model, not a curated record
UCCAGUCCUUUUUGGCUGUUGAGCAUUGAACUAAGAAAUUUGGGUGGUCAUCUGCCUCCUGCUGUAAAACACUCUCCUCCCAGCUCCUUCUCCAUUCCUCUAGCUAUUUGCUGACAGAUUUUGGUUUUUGUGUUGAAGAAUAAGUAUAUAUAGUGGUGGUAAAUAAGUAUAUAGCUUUUAUUAACUUUUGGCAAAUGCUGCAAAACAUAAAAUCAUCUGGCAUAAUUUUUUUAUGGAAGUUCAACGUCAGCUUGAUAAUUUCAAUAAUUACUUCAAAAUGAUAUGUACUAUAUUCUGUUUUGCCUCGGAUAUAAUCUGUAUAAUUCUUUCUAUUGCCAGGACCGUCAAUGUAAUUUUAAACCGAGGUAUAUUAAUACUCAAACAGCUUGACUUUUUCUACUUUAUCAAAUUAACUUCCUCAAAGUUUAGGUCAUUCAUAAUGUAAGCAGGUCCAUCUAAUCACUACUCAACUAAACCCAUCCUCUCUGUCUAAAUCCUCCUAAAAUUUUACCCAACCCAUAAAUCCUCCUAAAAUUUUACCCAACCCAGAAUCCCAGAUCGAGCUGAUAUCUUCGUCGGCAAGUGAUCGGAGGCCUUCAAUGCAAUUGACUUCAAGAAGUUCAUGGUUGGCACUGAGGAAUUUUAGCCAUGGCAUGGUGAAUUUAGUGAUAUCUCCACAGGGAAUGCCGAAAUUCGAGACUCAUGAAAUUGAGCUGCCUAAAAAGGACAAGUGGAUGACAAAGAAGAGGCUGAAGAUGCAAAGGAAAAAAGAAAAGCAAAAGAGAAAGGCUGCCAAUAAAAGAGACCCCAGAAGACUUGGUGUCAAAGGGAAGAAGAAAAAGCAGAGGUUUGCUAAUGCUGAGGAAAGGAUUAAAUACAAGCUUGAAAGGGCUAAAAUUAAGGAAGCCUUGCUAAUUGAAAGACUAAGGCGGUAUGAGGUCAACAAGGUCCAGGGUCCUGUUGUUAAGCCACAUGAGUUGACUGGGGAAGAACGAUUUUACAUGAAGAAAAUGGCCCAGAAAAGGUCAAAUUAUGUACCUAUUGGUAGGAGAGGAGUAUUUGGUGGUGUCAUUCUUAAUACACAUUUGCAUUGGAAGAAGCAUGAAACUGUCAAGGUCAUUUGCAAACCUUGCAAACCUGGUCAAGUGCAAGAUUAUGCUAGUGAAAUUGCGAGGCUUAGUGGAGGAAUUCCAAUUCAAAUAAUCGGUGAUGAUACAAUAGUUUUUUAUCGCGGAAAGGAUUAUGUGCAACCAGAAGUUAUGUCACCCAUCGAUACAUUGUCCAAGAAGAGGGCAUUAGAAAAAUCCAAGUACGAGCAGUCACUUGAGUCUGUUAGACGGUUUAUUGCUAACUCUGAGAAGGAGCUUGAGUUAUACUAUAGACAUGUGGCACUUUACGGUGACCCAAAUGACCGGAAUCCGAACUCGAUCUUUGAUAAACCAAGACGGAUAGAAUGGGCAAGGAAGGUUGAGGUAAAAGAAGAUGCAUCUUCAAUGACUGAAGAAUAUUCUCAUACUCUCUUUCAAACAGAAAUUGAUUCCAUGGAUGAUGAAAUCUUAGAAUCUGAAGAAAUCUCUGAAUUUGAUGAUAAACACAAGAAUAAUGCUGCAUCUGCAAGUGAAAUAGAUUAUGAGGAUGAUGGAACUCAUAUUGGGGAAAUAGAGUCAUGUGAUGAAGAAACAGGCAGUGUCUCUUAUACUAGAAUACUAGGUUCAGGAUCUGUACAUCAAAGUAAAUGGAAUGCUGAAUGAGAAUUUGUAUUGAGAAAGAUUUUAUUUUGCAAUAUUUAUUUUAAUUUGUUU